Drosophila novamexicana is the source of this 5336-nucleotide messenger RNA. RefSeq names its product serine/arginine repetitive matrix protein 2 (gene Srrm234). The coding region runs from base 117 to 5312 and encodes 1731 amino acids. The record is from RefSeq and is a predicted model, not a curated record. Lineage: Eukaryota; Metazoa; Arthropoda; Insecta; Diptera; Drosophilidae. The transcript has 10 exons.
GUUUGCAAACUGCACAUUUGGCGGAGCAGCUGCGCCGUUCCAAACGCUGAUGCAUACGAAAAAGUAAACGUUUAAACCAGCAAAAAUAGCUAUCUAGCGACAAGGAGCCGCUCAAUAUGUACAACGGCAUUGGCCUGACGACGCCGCGUGGCUCCGGCACAAAUGGACAUGUGCAGCGCAAUUGGGCAUUUGUGCGACCGGGCAAAAAGGACAAGGACUAUCGUGCCGAAGAUGAUACCAAAAAGCUGGACGCACAGCUCAAUCGGCCGCCAAACAAGGAGAUACUUGAUCACGAUCGCAAGCGCAAGAUCGAGGUGAAGUGCAUUGAAUUCGAAGAAAUACUCGAGAAGCAAGGACGCACGCCGGAGGAGAUCAAGUCGCACGUGGACUCGUAUCGCCAGAAAUUAAUGGGCCAAGGCAAAACCGAUUUGGCCAAGGAUGAAUUUGGACGCGUAGCAAACACAACAACUGCAACGGCAGAGGCGACGGCGACGGCGACGGCUGUGGCAACAGCUACCUCCAUGGCCUCCAUGGCCUCCACGGCCUGCGCGGUUAGCAGCAGCAUAACAAAUGCGUUCAGCACGUUGCAUGUGGUGAGGACAAAGAAGCGACGCAAGCGCCGCAAACGCGCAGGACACGCAACCGGCUGCGGGAAGAGCAACGGGAGCGGCAGCAGCAACCCCGCCAAGGCCAUUGUGGGUUGUGGCAGGAAAUGCAAGGCGCAAUAUUUCCAGCACGACAAUCGCGAGUAUAUAGCCAAAUACGAGAGUUUUCACAUCACGGCGCAGGCCACAACGGCGGCGGCGCUCAACUAUGCCGCCGUGGCCAAGAAGUUCAAGCCGGUUUUGGCAAGCGGCGCCAAGAAGAACAGGCGCACAGCAAUGCCGCGAAAGACGCUCAACGAGUGCGCCUGCGUCUGUCAGAAUACGCAAAUGACGCCAUGCCCGCAGGAAAUGCGAACAGCUGAUGACAGUCAAAGGGAACGGGCACGAGAAAAGGAAAGCAGCAAGUCAGACAGGAAACGCAAUCUGAAGGGCCAGGCGCUGCCGGCACUGCUCGAGCUGCUCAAGCAUUCGUCGAGCACAUGGCUCGAGACGCUGCUGCUCGGCGCUGGCAAAGCGGCGGUGGCCAGCGUGCGUGAAACCCAUCAAAUCGCUGAGGCACAGCAGCAGAAGAACGCCAAGUUGCGCGAAGCCUUCAACAUAUCCGAGUACUUUGUGGAGGGCAGCAGCUUUGAUAGCGAUCGCAAGGCCAAGGAGGAUCUGGCCAAGAGCGUGGCGCUGCAAAAGGAGCUGGACGCGCAGCGCGAGAGCCUCGCAGCGGCCGCAACGGCUGCGGCGGCGGCGGUGGCGGCAUCAGGAGGCAAAGACAAGGAGACGGGCAAACGAUAUGCGCUCGUGCGCACGCCCUCGCCGGAGGCGGCUGCCGUUGCUGGCAAAGCGGAUGCACUGCAUCAAAGUGGCGAUGUCUCCAAGUCGGACAAAAAGAAGAAAAAGAAACGCGCCCGGGAGAGCUCGGCGAGUCCGGAGCGUCGCAAGGACAAGAAGAAGAAGUCCAAGAAGCACAAGAAAGAGAGUAAGUCGAAAAAGAAGAAGUCCCGCAAGCGCAAAUACAGCGGCAGCGAUAGCAUCGAUAGCGACAAGGAUAGCGACGAUGAGCCCGAUAGCAGCGAUGCGGAGCGCCAACUGAAGAGCGCGCGCAAGAAAGCCAAAAAGGAGAAGAAGAAACGCGACAAAAAGCUCAAGAAGAAUCAACGCGCGCGUGCCAGCUCCACAGACUCGGCACGUUCCAACUCUCCCGCGCCCAAGGAUAAGAAGUCGGGCAAAUCUCGCGCGGCUGUUGCGGACAAUGGCACGACGCCGGAGAAUCCGUUUCGCAGUCGUUCGCCGGAGCGACGCAAGGACAACAAGUCGCGUCGCAACGACUCCUCGACGGAGAAACGUGAGCGCAGCGCAAGUCGCCGUCACAAAUCGAAGGAACGACCGACGCGAACACCGCCGCGACGCGAGCCUGAAAGGCAACGCUCCAAAGAACGACAACGUUCAAAGCCGAGAUUGAGCUCGAGGGAGCGCAAGCGCUCCAAGGAGAGGCGCAACGAGCGACAAAGAUCAAAGGAGCGGCAACGGUCGCUGGGCAAAGAGCGCCAAAAGUCCAAGGAUAGAGCCAGAUCGAAGGAGCGACAAAAGUCAAAGGAACGCCAAAGAUCAAAGGAGCGUCCAAAGGAGAGGCAGCGCUCCAAGGAGAGACAGCGCUCGAAAGAGAGACAACGCUCUAAAGAGAGACAACGCUCCAAAGAGAGACUGCGAUCCAAGGAGAAACCACGCUCCAAGGAUAGGCAUCGCUCCAUAGAGAGGCCGCGCUCCAAGGAACGGCAGCGUUCCAAGGAGCGACUACGAUCAAAGGAGAGAGUGCGCUCCAAGGAAAGGCAGAGAUCAAAGGAGAGAGUGCGUUCCAGGGAGAGGCAGAAAGAACGCUCCACAGAGCGACAGAGAUCCAAGGUCAAGGAACGCUCCAAAGAGCGACAGCGUUCAAAGGAGAGAGGACAGCGUUCCAAGGAACGACUACGCUCAAAGGAGCGACUGCGCUCAAAGGACAGACAGCGCUCCAUGGAGCGGCAAAAGUCGAAGGAGCGACCACGUCAGGGCGAGGCAGCCAAGGAGCGCGGACAGGGGCGCGAGCGUAGCAAAGAGCGUCGUCGUGAACGUCGCUCGGCUUCCCAAACGACGAAACGCGGCGAGGAGCGUAAAUUGGGUCGCCAUUCGCGCUCCCAUUCCCGCUCGCCUAAAAAGCAGCGCACGCCCUCGCCGGCAGUCGUUAGGCAGCCGGAGCUACUGGUGCCGCCCAAGAAGACGACAAGUGCAGCGGUGCCCGCAUUCAAUCCCUUCAAGGCGGCCGAGGACACUGUCAACGAUAUAUUGGGCACCAAGUCGGUGAUGGUAGCGCUCGAGCAGACGAAACGCAAACGUGCCGCAUCCAGUUCGAGCUCCUCGUCGGACAGCUCCAGCAGCAGCAGCUCCUCGCAUAGCGAACCGGGCACACCUACGCCCCGCAAGCAGCGCAGGCGCAGCCAAACGCCGCCGGAGCAGCUAAAGCGUGAGCCAAGCAGCCCCAAACGAGAGCGUACCAAGAGCAGCCACGUGAAGCGCGAGCGCUCGGGCACGCCCACCAAGCCCAGGCCGUCGAAAAAGGAGAAGGAGAGAGAGAAAGAGAAAGAGAAGGACAAGGGCAAUACGCCGAGUCCAAGGCCGAGUAAACGUCGCUCGGGCAGCUCCAAUUCAUCGGAGCUGCAUUAUUCGCCAGCCCAGCACAAUCCCGAACGCUAUCAGGACAUUGUCCAGGACAAGAAACGGCAGCAGUCGACAAAGCCAGCGCCCGUGGUCCGGCUGCGUGCCCAAAGCGACGAUGGCGGCAGCGAGCCGGAGACAAGCUCUGCGGCGGCAGCACUCGACGAUUUUCAGCAGAGCAAAAGGGAGCGCGAGGAGCUGCAGGAGCUGCGCAUGCUCGAACAGCUCAAGUCCGGCAUUGCGGCCAAGGCGAAGCAGAAAAUCCGCACAAUGGAGAAGAAUGGAGAUGCAGGCAAGGAUGCGGAGGGCAGCGAAGUAAGUGGCGGCGAAUCUAUGCUGGUGCUGGCCACCAAACGUAAUUCGCUCAGUGAAUUUCUUGUUGCUAACAAUGUAAACGCUUUAAUUAACCCACUGACAACGGCAACAACAACUACAACAAUAACAACUACGACAACAACAACUGCGACAACAACAACAACGCCGCCGCCUGCAGCAGCAGCAGCUGGAGAGGCGCUCGAGCAGCCGAUGGUCGCCGCCGAGCCGCACAAAAGGGACACAAAUACGCCGCCCAUUUGCAAGGCGCCCCAAGUGGCUGCAAAUGGUGGCGCAGCAGUCCCGGCAACAGCAAUAACAACGACAACAACAACAACAACAGCAGCAGCAACAACAGCAACAACAUUUAACCCAACAACAACAGCAAUAGCCAAAUUUAAUCAUAGACCCCAACAUCAGACGAAGCGCGUCUUUCACAAUCGCACGCUGAAUAACAAUCCCAACAGUAGACACAAUACUAACAACAACAAUAACAAUAAUCAUGCAUGUGGUGUUGGUCAUCUUCCGCCUGGUGCUGUUCCUCAUACUAAUCACAACAAUCCGAACAAUGCGCUGCCCUUUCUGGCCGGCACGCCCGGCACCUAUAAUCGCACAACGAAUCGUUUGAAUCAUGGACCCCUGCUGACCGCCACCCAUUACAAUAUCUGCAAGAAUCAGCAUAAUAACAAUGGGCUGCAGCCGCCGCUGCUUAGCCGGCGGGAUCAGCAGCAGCAGCAGCAGCGUGGUCUUAGCAUGUACAAUCCAAAUCUCUAUGGGCAUGGUUCGCAGCAUGCGCUGCUGGCAGCCGCUGCCGCUGCAGCCGCAGCCGCCGGUGGCCAUCAUGUGCAUCAUCAUCAUCAUGGCCGCCAUGCGGCGGGUCUGUUGUCAUUGAGUGGUGCUGGCGGUGGUGCUGGCGGUGCGGCUGCUGCUGCCGCUGCAGCGGGCCUGGCGCUGCUUGGCUCGCAUCCGUCGCAGCAUGGGCGUGGCUUCAAUGCGGCUGCAGCGGCCGCGGCGGUGGCCGCCAAUAGUAUUAGCUAUCAUCAUCAUCAUCAUCAUCAGCAACAGAAACCGAAAAUUGUUAUAAAACCGUUCAAAAUUCACGAUCCACAGCCCUUAGUUGCGGCACUCGCGGACAGCACACUGGUGGACGCCAUCGUUUCCAAGGUAUCGACGGCAACGGUUGCCGCAGCGGAGAGCGCCGCACGACGCAGUCGCAGCCGGUCGCGGCGCAGCGAUCACAGCCGCGGCAAACGGCGCACGAGCAACAGUCGGCAUCGCCAUCGCUCCAGCAGUCGCUCCAGAUCUCGGUACAGCUCGUCGAGCAGUCGCAGCGGCUCGUGCAGCUCCAGAUCGCGCUCCGGCUCGCAUUCGUCGCGCUCCAGCUGCUCGUCGCGCAGCAGCUCCGGCAGCUCCUCGAGCAGCGGCUCUGGCACAUCACAAUCCGGCUCACGUUCACCCUCCAUACCGCGACGCCGCGGCUCGCCCAGCUUCUUGGACAGACGCCGCAUAACUAGCGCGCGCAAGCGGCCGAUACCCUAUCAUCACCACAAGGCGUCCGGAGAGGGCAUUAACAACGGCGAUGGCGAUCAUGAUCAUGUGGACAACGAUGCCUCCAGCUGCUGCUCCAGCUGCUUCAGUCGCGCCAGCUCGCCCUGCACACCCAUUGCCGGCACGCCGAUGCACAACAGUCGAAGUCCAUCGGCAAUAGCCUUCUGAGUGUUAACAGAUUCGCUGCGCAAA